CAGUAGAGCCGCUAUGGCUGCACAGAGAGGAGGCUGCAGCGGGGCUGUCUGACUGAGACUCUCUCCUCCCUGUCUGUCUCUCUCCCUACAGCACCCUAUAGAGACUGCCCGCACUGGGGAGGGACCCAAAGCAGCCGCACAGGAGACCCCCAGCUAUACAGGCACAGGGAUCCAGUGUCGGACAUUCUCCCCACGGAACCUUAAAGCCAAAGGGUCGUCUGCGAGAGAUCAAAUGCUGCCCUGUUCCUGAUCCGCUCACGGGACCCCUUCUUACCCCCCUGUGGGGGCGGGGGUGAUCCGGACUGUAUCACCUGCUGGAAAGCCAUCCUUGCAAACCCAACCCACCUGGGAUCUUCCUCUGCCAGUUGGAUUAAGUGCUAGCCUGACCGUGGCCUUUGGGGGGUGAGCCCCCCCAGAGCAUUUAUAAAUGGAAAUGCAUAGGGUGUAAGCCAUUUUGGCUUUGUGGACAUCUUGGCAAUGACUAGUAACGAUAACACUGGCCCUCCUUCUGGGCCUGGACAUAUGAAUGGAUACCACGUACCCCACUAUGCAUUCUUCUUCCCCCACAUGUUGGGGGGUAUGUCCCCCACGGGGGGGCUCCCAGGAGUACAACACCAGCUCCCUAUCAGUGGCUACAGCACCCCCUCCCCUGCAAGUAAGUCCAUUGAGACUCAGAGCACCAGUUCGGAGGAGAUUGUGCCUAGCCCCCCAUCCCCGCCGCCCCUCCCCAGAAUCUACAAACCCUGCUUUGUGUGUCAGGACAAGAGUUCUGGGUAUCACUAUGGAGUCAGCGCUUGUGAAGGCUGUAAGGGCUUUUUCCGUCGCAGUAUCCAGAAGAAUAUGGUGUAUACAUGCCAUCGAGACAAGAACUGCAUCAUAAACAAGGUGACGCGGAACCGCUGCCAGUACUGCCGGUUGCAGAAAUGUUUUGAGGUCGGCAUGUCUAAAGAAUCUGUACGGAAUGACCGCAACAAGAAGAAAAAGGAGCCCCCAAAGGCCGACGUGAUGGAGAGUUACGUACUGAGCCCAGAGACAGAAGAUCUCAUUGAGAAAGUGCGCAAAGCCCAUCAGGAGACGUUCCCUGCACUGUGCCAGCUGGGCAAAUACACUACAAAUUUCAGCUCUGAAGAGCGGGUCUCUCUGGACAUCGACCUCUGGGACAAGUUUAGCGAGCUCUCCACUAAAUGCAUCAUCAAGACGGUGGAAUUUGCCAAACAGUUGCCGGGAUUCACCACUCUGACCAUCGCCGACCAGAUCACCCUCCUCAAAUCCGCCUGCUUGGAUAUUCUUAUCCUGCGAAUUUGCACACGUUACACCCCUGAUCAGGACACCAUGACGUUCUCAGAUGGACUAACCCUAAACCGCACGCAGAUGCACAACGCAGGGUUCGGACCCCUCACCGACCUGGUCUUCGCCUUCGCUAACCAGCUGCUACCACUUGAAAUGGAUGACGCCGAGACUGGUCUUCUGAGCGCCAUCUGCCUCAUCUGUGGAGACCGGCAGGACCUGGAGCAGCCAGAUAAAGUGGACAAGCUGCAGGAGCCCCUUUUGGAAGCAUUGAAGAUCUAUGUCAGGAACAGGCGACCCAAAAAGCCACACAUGUUCCCUAAAAUGCUGAUGAAGAUCACAGACCUGCGGAGCAUCAGUGCCAAGGGUGCGGAGCGCGUCAUCACUCUGAAGAUGGAAAUCCCAGGUUCCAUGCCUCCCCUCAUCCAGGAGAUGUUGGAGAACUCAGAAGGGUUGGACACAUUGGGGGGGGGAGGAGGGGCAUCCGGAGGGGCACCGCCCACACCAGUACCACCAAGGAGCUGCAGUCCCAGCCUGUCACCCAGUUCCACUCACAGCAGCCCCUCUACACACUCCCCCUGACCCCCAACUCCUGGAACACUGAGGGGGGCAGAAAGGCACAGAGACUGACCAGCCCAUGGCACAGCCUUCUCACAUCCUUGCCCCUCCCCCUUUUCUACUUCCUCUUCCUGUUACUUGACAGCCACUCAUCACUGUGCUCUCUAGAGAAGAAAGGAUGGAAGGCUGCCUGGCUGGGUGAGGAGGAGCAGGGGGACCGCAGCAGCUGGAGACUUGGACUUAGUCCCCCCUUCACCAAAAACUUUGGUUCAUUUGAGCCACGGGCCCCUCGGAACCCCCUCUCUCUCUCUGUCCCGCCUCCAAUGGAUUGAGAAUGGACUGAUAAACUGUACUGAGACAGAAUCUCACACUGUGUUUGGAGCCAGAGAGAACAUGGCUAAAAUUAAUGAGGGGACAGGGUCUCGUCCACCUCAACGGGGGGGGGGGGGGGGGGGGAUACGCUGGCAUGUUAACCCCUUUCACUGCACCCCAAAAGCACUCUGUAUGUAAAUUGGGUUUAGAAAUGUAAACAGUAUUUUAAAAACAAUAUGAAGUUUAAAAAAAAAAAAUAGGGCAGCUUGAUUUUUUUUUUAAAAAGGAAAACAUUAGAUGUUUUAGAAUCUAUAUGAAUUGUUAUAAAUUGUAUUUUUGCUAUUUCUCUUUGAUUUCAGUUCACACUAGAACCCUUGGAAACUCUUGCUGUUGUGCUCACUGUUGCAGUGAUGCAGCCCUGUCCAACAGCAUGGCCCCGGGGGGGGGGGGGGGGUUGUUUAACCUGCCUCUGGGUUGGGCAGCAUUUGGUACAGAGCAUGGAGCAGAACUACAGCUCACCGACGGAAUUAAGGGGAGGUUUAGUUCUGCAACAUUUGAUGUGCCCCAUGUUUCCUAUCCCUGUAUAUGUGAAGCUGGCCAUACAAAGUGGCUCAUAUCUCGGGGUGCAAGGUUACCAGUUGGGGCCCUCUAUAUGCCAGUGUAUGGGGCACUGACAGAUGAGGAUAGAAUGACGGCCAUACUGUGUAUGGCUACUCAUACAGGAUCCAUCUGUUGAAACUGUGGGCUGAUUGGUCAGAUACUGGACAGUAUUGUGAAUGGCCACCCCUGGGGCUUGGUGUUGGACUGCCCACCCUAAAAUAAAAUUGUUUAAGGGCUCCCCAAAAUGUUUCUGCUGUUUAAAGUACAUAAACAGGCAGCAGAGUGCUUUCUGCUUGGGUGUCGGAUGGAAGUGAAGAGGGUAAAGGUCCAGUCCCACUGCUGAAAGUCCUGCAACAGUCACGUCAUUGGUCCCCCCCAGCUGUUCUGCCCUACAUUUCCCAGCAUGCCCCUAAUAGCAGAAGGCUGCUGGGAGUUGUAGUUCACAACAGCUGCCGGAGCAAUGACUGUGACUCCCCAAGGGACUGCCUUUGGAAGCACAUAACAAAUGUACCCCACAGUUCCCAGCACCCCCCCAUGUCUCUAACCACUAUAUAGCUGUGACCCCCCCACUCUCCCUGCAUAAUAGGACUUCUUGUUUUCACGCCUCUACACACCAGCAAAAAUGUUUUUCAGUUUGAGGUUUUUUUAUGGUUAAAUAAUUAAAAAAAAAAGACCAAAAAAAAAAAACAAAUGACGUGACAACUUUUUUUUUUUUUUUUAUGUGGAUAAAAAAAUUGUUUUUGUUUUACUUUGAAGGUUUUUUCCUCAAGUUUUCUGUCUUACCUUCUGCACAAAGGUUUUAUCUUUAUAUUAAAACAAACUCAUUUCUGUUUGA
Xenopus tropicalis (tropical clawed frog) is the source of this 3592-nucleotide messenger RNA. RefSeq names its product retinoic acid receptor alpha (gene rara). Gene Ontology annotation, molecular function: sequence-specific DNA binding; zinc ion binding; DNA binding. Bases 478 to 1869 code for a protein of 463 amino acids. Gene Ontology annotation, cellular component: nucleus. NCBI's taxonomy places the organism in Eukaryota, Metazoa, Chordata, Amphibia, Anura, Pipidae. The record is from RefSeq and is a predicted model, not a curated record. The transcript has 9 exons. Gene Ontology annotation, biological process: DNA-templated transcription; regulation of DNA-templated transcription; retinoic acid receptor signaling pathway.